AUGGCACCAACAGCGUUCCAGGCGCCCGUCCAAGAUGCCGCCAAGGAGGUGCUUGUGUCCAAGCUCCGCGAGCCCUCGGCGCCCAGCUCCUCUUCGUCUCCAGUGCCGAGCCUCGGCAGCUUGACCAUCGCCUCCUCCGCUACUGCAUCAGCCUCGACAGAAUCACAAGCAUCACCCAGCGAUAUCGAAACCGUAACCAUGUCGGAUCACACUUUCGAAGCGCCGCGCAAGCGCAUCGUCUCGCCGGCUUCACUGCAACGAUUCGAAAGCUCUGGUGCUUUUGCCGAGAUCCUCGCUUUCAUUCGGGUUUGCAACACCAGCGUAGUUGGCAAGAUGCUGACGGACGAUAUCGAGGUAUCGCCUGCAUGUCGCGCCAUCCUCGACGCGCUGGAAGAGGUCAAGGCGAUUCGCCAAGCCACGCCUCCCGACGCCUCCAUCGGCUCCUCCCGAUUUGGCAAUCCUGCCUUCCGCACCUUUUACGCAAAGAUUCGCGACGCCAACGACAGGCUGCAUCGCUCCAUCCCAGAUCUGGACGGCGACUCGGACACAGCAGCAGCAGCUCGCUCGGAACUCGCCGUCUACUUCCAAGAAAGCUGGGGCAACGAGAAGAGGAUCGACUACGGCAGCGGCAUGGAGCUCAACAUGGCUUGUUGGCUUCUCUGCUUGUGCAAGCUGCGCAUCCUACGCUUACCAGAAGACGGCCCGGCGAUUGUGCUACGCGUAUUCUGGAGCUACAUCCAGGUGAUGCGCGACAUCCAGUCCUCCUACUGGCUCGAGCCUGCAGGUAGCCACGGCGUGUGGGGUCUCGACGACUACCACUUCCUUCCCUUCCUCUGGGGCGCCGGCCAGCUCAGCAACCACCGCCAUCUGCGUCCCAAGGCCAUCCACGACGCCGAGAUCGUCGACGAGUUCGCUCCCAAGUACAUGUACCUCGCCUGCAUUCAGUUUAUCAACUCGGUCAAGACCGCCUCGCUCCGCUGGCACUCGCCCAUGCUCGACGAUAUCUCGGGCGCAAAAUCUUGGGCCAAGGUCAACGAGGGCAUGAUCAAGAUGUACCGCGCAGAGGUGCUUAAGAAGCUGCCCAUCGCACAGCACAUCUUCUUUGGCAGCCUCCUCCGAUUCCCCGAGGCGGCUCCAGGCGAGAUCGAGGAGGACGACGUCGAGGAGGAUGCACACGGCCACAUUCACCCGGCAGGCCACGCACACGGCACCGGCGAGGGUCAGGCGGCAGGCUGGGGCGACUGCUGCGGCAUCCCCAUCCCCAGCGCAUUCGCAGCAGCCGAGGAGGAGAAGAAGAAGCGCCAGCAAGGUUUCAGCUCCACUAUGCUGGGUGAGAAGCCGUUUGGCUCCGGAGUGCGUCGCAUUCCCUUCGACUGA
This is a messenger RNA of Moesziomyces antarcticus, 1377 nucleotides long. RefSeq names its product phosphotyrosyl phosphatase activator. Bases 1 to 1377 code for a protein of 458 amino acids. Gene Ontology annotation, cellular component: cytoplasm; nucleus; protein phosphatase type 2A complex. Gene Ontology annotation, biological process: mitotic spindle organization. Lineage: Eukaryota; Fungi; Basidiomycota; Ustilaginomycetes; Ustilaginales; Ustilaginaceae. The record is from RefSeq and is a predicted model, not a curated record. Gene Ontology annotation, molecular function: protein tyrosine phosphatase activator activity; peptidyl-prolyl cis-trans isomerase activity. The transcript has 2 exons.